This is a messenger RNA of Linum tenue, 406 nucleotides long. NCBI's taxonomy places the organism in Eukaryota, Viridiplantae, Streptophyta, Magnoliopsida, Malpighiales, Linaceae. The record is from the annotation of a GenBank genome assembly.
AGAAUAGUUCCUCAAAUCUGACCUCUGCUUCUAAUUGAAAACAUGGUUGAUGCUGGCGGCUUUGGAUGCUUUACAGCCAUGAAUUUCGUUUGGUCAAGAAGGCUCUGUGUUUAUGGUGGUGCUUGUGGCUUUGAGGCCAGGCUCUGUGUCCUGAAGUACAUGUCAGAUGAGCCAGGCUUCUCAUGGCGCAUGGUGAGUUUCCAGAGAACACCUGUCUCAAUGAGAGAAUUGAGGUCUAGAUGAGGUGAAUGACGAUACAGGAGAUGACUACAUUGAAUUUGAAGAUGAAGAUAAUAUCUAACGAGCUUGUUGGAUUGUGUAAUACUCUUGUUAUAUUCAGAUUGUGAUAUACUUUCCUCCACAAAGAGUUGUACUUCUGUACAUUCUAUUAUGUAAUGAAGGAACA